GGAGACCCGGCGGGCAGCGAUUGAGCGGACCGCUGGGGUCCAACAGGCGCCCGCCCCACCCAAGCUGCGGCCGCGCGGGAGGAAGCGCGCCACGGCCGGGUGCAGAGUUUCCUUUUCUGCCUCCUCGUCAGAACCGCUUCGGCCGGCGAAGGUGGGAAUGCCUAACCUCAGACUGAAGAGAACCCGGAGCCAGAGGGGCUAAAAUUCAGCGCCUUCCCGCGUCCGGAGCUCGCUAGCCAUGGGCAGCCGAGAUCACCUGUUCAAGGUGCUGGUGGUGGGGGACGCCGCGGUGGGCAAGACGUCACUGGUUCAGCGGUAUUCCCAGGACAGCUUCAGCAAGCACUACAAGUCCACCGUGGGAGUGGAUUUUGCUCUGAAAGUUCUCCAGUGGUCUGACUCAGAGAUGGUGCGACUUCAACUGUGGGAUAUUGCAGGGCAGGAGCGUUUCACUUCAAUGACACGACUGUACUAUCGAGACGCCUCUGCCUGUGUUAUUAUGUUUGAUGUCACCAAUGCCACUACCUUCAGCAACAGCCAAAGAUGGAAACAGGACCUGGACAGCAAGCUCACGCUGCCCAGUGGAGAGCCAGUGCCUUGCCUGCUCUUGGCCAACAAGAGUGAUCUGUCCCCUUGGGCAGUGAGUCGGGACCAGAUCGACCGGUUCAGUAAAGAGAACGGUUUCACAGGUUGGACAGAAACAUCAGUCAAGGAGAACAAAAAUAUUAAUGAAGCCAUGAGAGUCCUCAUUGAAAAGAUGAUGAACAAUUCCAGAGAAGAUAGCAUGUCUUUGUCUACCCAAGGGAACUACAUCAAUCUCCAAACCAAGUCCUCCUCUGGCUGGACCUGCUGCUAGUUUUGUUUGCUCCCACCCAGUUUUAUGAGUUUUUCCAUCUCUUCCUGUUGGUUGCCCAUCCAACAUAAAAAUUCUGUUAGGGAUAUUUGAACUGUCAUGCUGCCAGCUGCCUAUAAAGGAGGUCCAUUGUGACAUAGGAAAUGAUGCCUGGGACCCAUGUACAUUUUUAUACCUCCUGGAUUCUGUCUCUGCCUUACUGCUGGCCCAUGUAGUCCAGUUAUACUUUCAUCCCUCAACUGUGGUCUGAAUUUUGUGGGAAAGAUUAAAACUUAGCAUCUGAGCCGGG
Molecule: messenger RNA, 1139 nt
Organism: Nannospalax galili (Upper Galilee mountains blind mole rat)
Lineage: Eukaryota; Metazoa; Chordata; Mammalia; Rodentia; Spalacidae
Gene: Rab29
Product: RAB29, member RAS oncogene family
Exons: 5
Coding region: 239-853 (204 amino acids)
Biological process (GO): vesicle-mediated transport
Cellular component (GO): trans-Golgi network; vesicle; Golgi apparatus
Molecular function (GO): GTPase activity; GTP binding
Source: RefSeq, a predicted model, not a curated record